Molecule: messenger RNA, 5194 nt
Organism: Silurus meridionalis
Lineage: Eukaryota; Metazoa; Chordata; Actinopteri; Siluriformes; Siluridae
Product: contactin-associated protein-like 2
Exons: 24
Coding region: 309-4268 (1319 amino acids)
Source: RefSeq, a predicted model, not a curated record
UCAGUGGAAGUUUCGGAGCCGGACAGAGAGCUGAAUGACUUUUCUGUUCAUUAGAGACCCCGAGAAAGACAGAGAGAGAGAGAGAGAGAGAGAGAGAGAGAGAGAGACGGAGCGCGAGCCGAUGCGCGCAUCUAAUGCUUUUGGUUUUGUUUUCCGGGACGCAACAUUUAUGAGCAGAAACUCUGCUCUGUAGUGCGGAGAGCAGCAUCAGCACCGGCACUUCAGCGUGUGUGUGUGUGUGUGUGUGUGUGUGUGUGUGUGUGUGAGAGAGAGAGAGAGAGCGAAGGGCUCUAGGAGAGUGCUGGAGGAUGGAGAGGAAGAUGAGGAUGGUGCGCUCGGGAUGCAUCCGGCUGCUCUGGAUCUUCAGCAUCAGCACCAGUGCGCACGCUGCUUCUCCAUCCACCCAGAAAUGUGAUGAAGCACUGGCCACUCCUCUAUCCCAUAGUGCCUUCAGCAGCUCAUCUGUGUUCACCACCGGCUACACACCUGAAUAUGCCAAACUGAACAGGAGAGGAGGUGCUGGAGGCUGGUCUCCUCUGGACACCGAUCAUUACCCGUGGCUGCAGGUGGACCUGGGCAGCAGGAAGCAGGUGACCGCUGUCGCAACUCAGGGUCGAUACAGCAGCUCAGAUUGGACCACACGCUAUCGGCUGCUCUACAGCGACACGGGCAGGAACUGGAAGCCCUACCAUCAGGAUGGAAACAUCUGGGCAUUUACAGGAAACUCCAACACGGAGAGCGUGGUGCGUUACGACCUUCAGCGCGUUAUCAUGGCCAGAUUUGUGCGAUUUGUCCCAUUGGACUGGAGCGAAGAAGGUCGGAUAGGCCUGAGGAUAGAGAUCUAUGGCUGCUUGUACUGGGCCGACGUGAUUAACUUUGACGGCCAGGGCGUGAUCUCUUACCGCUUCAAGAUGAAGAAGAUGAAGAUUCUGAAAGACGUGAUCGCGCUGAAGUUUAAGACGGGUGAGAGUGAUGGGGUGAUCCUGCAUGGCGAGGGGCAGCAGGGUGAUUACAUCACACUGGAGCUGAAGAGAGGAAGACUGCUGCUCCAGAUAAACCUGGGCAGCAACCAGUACGGCUCCAUCCUGGGUCACACGUCGGUGAGCAGCGGCAGCCUGCUGGAUGAUCAUCACUGGCACUCGGUGGUGAUCGAGCGCCACAGGAGAAACAUCAACUUCACCCUUGACCAGAACACACAGCACUUUCGUACCAACGGAGAGUUCGACCACCUCGACCUUGACUAUGAGUUGAGUUUUGGAGGAAUGCCGUACUCGGGCAAACUCAUCUCAGGAGGCAGGAGAAAUUUCAAAGGCUGCAUAGAGAGCAUCAACUAUAAUGGCGAAAACAUCACCGACCUGGCUAGAAGAAAGAAAGUGGACACAUCCAGCUUUCGCAAUUUGACAUUCUCUUGCGUGGAAUCUCACACCUUCCCUGUGUCCUUCAACACAACGAGUUUCCUGCAGCUGCCAGGUAGAAGAGAGAACAACAUGCUGUCGGUGAGCUUCCAGUUUCGCACGUGGAGCUCUAACGGCCUGCUCGUGUUCAGCGCACUGGCUGACGGCAUGCUGGAGCUCACGCUGAGAAACGGAAAAGUCACCGUACACCUCGGCAUCACGCAGCAGAAGAACUCGAGUGUGGACAUGACGUCAGGUUCGGAGCUGAAUGAUGGAGAGUGGCAUGAGGUUCGUUUCAUGGCCAAGGAAAACUUUGCUAUGCUGACUAUGGAUGGGGAUGAAGCUUCAGCUGUCAGGACCAACACACCUUUUCAGAUCACAACCGGAGGAACGUACCACUUCGGAGGUUAUUUCCUGCAGACCCAGGCGUCUCCGUCGCAGCGUUCGUUCCAAGGUUGCAUGCAGCUCAUCCAGGUGGACGAUCAGCUAGCUGACCUGGUGGCUGUGGAGCAGGGCAUGCUGGGAGCUUUUGAAAAUGUCAGCUUGGACACGUGCGCCAUCAUCGACAGGUGUUUGCCUAAUCACUGUGAGCAUGGAGGAAGGUGCGCUCAGAACUGGGACAGGUUUAGCUGCUCUUGCAACGGCACUGGAUACACCGGCGCCACCUGUCAUACAUCCAUCUAUGAGCAGUCAUGUGAGGCUUAUAAGCACAUGGGGAAAUCUUCGGAUGUCUACUGGAUCGAUCCUGAUGGCAGUGGCCCUUUAGGACCGUUCAGAGUCAUUUGCAAGAUGACAGAGGACAAAGUGUGGACAACGGUGGUGAACAACCUGCCGGCUCAGACAGCCAUAUCGGGUUCAACCAGGGACAGGCGCACAUUGCUGCACCUGAACUACAGUGCCACCUCGGAUCAGAUUGGUGCUAUUACAGAUGUCGCAGAGCAUUGUGAACAGCAUAUCACCUACACCUGCCGGUCAUCACGCCUACUCAACACUCCAGAUGGGACUCCGUACACAUGGUGGGUUGGCAGAGGAAAUGAGAAGCACUUCUACUGGGGUGGCUCUGCGCCAGGGGUCCAGAAAUGUUCCUGUGGCAUCGAGCACAACUGCGUCGAUCCCAAACACCAGUGCAACUGCGACGCCGAUCAGAAACAAUGGAGAGAGGAUUCUGGGCUUCUGGUCUAUAAAGAUCACUUACCCGUGAGCGAGGUAGCAGUAGGCGACACAAAUCGACCCGGAUCAGAGGCCAAGCUCACUGUGGGACCGCUGCACUGUCAUGGAGACCGAAGUUAUUGGAACGCCGCUUCCUUCAACACCCCAUCCUCCUACCUGCACUUCUCCACUUUCCAUGCUGAAACCAGUGCCGAUAUUUCCUUUUACUUCAAGACCUCUGCACCUCACGGGGUUUUCCUGGAAAACCUGGGCAACACCGAUUUCAUCCGGCUGGAGCUGAAAUCGCCCAAUGUCAUUACCUUCUCGUUCGACGUGGGGAACGGACCGGUGGAGCUGAACGUUCAGUCGGCGACGCCGCUUAACGACGACCAGUGGCAUCGAGUCAGCGCCGAGAGGAACGUCAAAGAGGCCGUGCUUCAGCUGGAUCAGCAAUACAGGCAGGUCCGAGCUGCACCUGCACAGGGACACACACGCCUGGAGCUGUACAGCCAGCUGUAUGUGGGUGCCGCAGGAGGUCAGAGAGGCUUCUUGGGAUGUAUCCGCUCUUUAAAGAUGAACGGUGUGACCUUAGACCUCGAAGAAAGGGCAAAUGUCACACCUGGAGUCAAACCCGGUUGUUCGGGUCACUGCACCAGUUUUGGGAUGUAUUGCCGCAACGGAGGAAAGUGUGUGGAGAAAUACAACGGCUACUCGUGCGAUUGCAGCAACACGGCUUAUGAGGGACCUUUCUGCACUAAAGACGUAGGAGCUUUCUUCGAGGCAGGAACGCUGGUCCGUUAUAACCUGGUCCCGGAAGUGAGCUUUCCGGUUGCUGGCAUGGACGGAAAGGAGUUGAGCCAGUCAUUGUCAACUGAUAUGAACCUGACUAAAGAGACCAUGACCUUCAGCUUCAGCACAUCUAGCACUCCCAGCAUUCUCCUGUACAUCAGCUCAAGGAGCCAUGACUACAUGGCAGUAGUGAUGCGACGGAACGGUUCUCUCCAGCUGCGAUAUAACCUCGGGGGUCUACCCGAACCCUUCGCUGUCGAUCUGGACCAGCGCAAUUUGGCCAAUGGACAGCCCCACAGUGUCAACGUCACAAGACUAGAACGAGAAAUCCAAGUCCAGCUGGAUCACUACCCAUUGGUCAGCUACAAACUGCCUGAUUCCUCAGACACCCAGUUCAACUUGGUCAAAACUCUCUUCCUAGGAAAAGUCUUUGAAUCUGGUCCCAUUGACCCAGUGCUGAUAGAGAAGUAUAACACUCCCGGCUUUGUAGGCUGUCUGUCCCAAGUGCAGUUUAACAGCAUCGCUCCGUUGAAGGCGGCUCUUCGUUUACGGAACACUGUCUCAGUGUCACACCAGGGCAAGCUGGUCGAGUCCAACUGCGGUGCGUCUCCCCUUACGGUCUCACCGAUGUCCACUAACACUGACCCCUGGCACCUGAAUGCAGGUGCUGAUUUCCCAUUUAAUGAAGAGAGAGUGGUACCAGAUGGAGUUAACAGGAAUUCAGCAGUAAUUGGUGGCAUUAUUGCUGUGGUGAUCUUCACCAUCUUGUGCACUCUGGUGUUCCUGAUUCGCUACAUGUUCCGCCACAAGGGAACCUACCACACCAACGAGUCCAAGGGAGAAGAACGAUUCGAGUCAGCGGACACAGCCAUCAUCAGCGCAGAGCCCAUUUUUACAGAGACUAUUGAAGAAAACAAGAAGGAGUGGUUCAUAUGAGACGUCUCAAAUGAGACUGUUUGAGACUUCUCACUGAAGAUCGGGAACAAGCGAAACCCCUUUCCUUUGCAACUCUUGAUUUCUUGUCAGUACUUUCUUAAAUUCUUGCUCCCUUUUCCCUUUCCUGGAGUGUUUCUUUUGUUCCUCUUUCUCUAUCUAUUUCUGUCUGUCAGUGAAAUAUCAAGGCAGCUUCAGCAAGUGCUUUGAGAGUUUGAGGGUUAUUCAUUUCUGGCCGCUCCUGAAACUGCGUGGUCAUAAAGGUGCUGACGGAUAUGAACAGAAAUGAGGAUUACAGGCACUUGGUGGACUUAGGCCUGGCGUUCUGCCCCUCCUGUGUGCAAAAGGAGAAUAUAAAGACCAAGUCAUGGAGUUAUGAGAAUUGACACUGUCAAACGAAUCUCCUUUGUGCAGGAAGUGCAGUUUUAAAAAGUUUCCCAAGCUCUUUCUGGAUGACAACAAGAGGCCAUGACAGAAGUCCAAUCCAAGACCUCAAACUUAAACCUGGUGCCUGAGUCCUUUUUAGAUCUGAAUCCUUUGAGGUCACACUAAUCUAUGGGACAAUCGAGAAACACUCAGAGUUUUAAAGAAAUCAUGAUAUUGAUCUAUACUGGCCAGAUGAUGAACUUCACAUCAUCACAGUGUAUAUCCCUGACUAGUCUAAGUGUUUUUUUUUUUUUCUCAGCACUCAUCCCAGAGUGCUUUUUCAUAAACGAAAAAAAAUGCUGUGCAUUUGUUAAACACGUUAUAUUUACAAUAUGGUCCUUUUUCUUGUGUUCUUUUGUAAUAAGCAUGUAAAAUGCUAUAAUGGUACAGGUAUGCAAUGGUAUGAUGAUGAUGUACUCUAUGUCUAUAAUUAUUGUAUUGGUCCAGACUGUACAUUGUAGACAAAUCUCGCUGUUCAUUUAAAUAAACUUACUUCAAAUGGA